AUGCCUAAGUGCGAUUGUCCAAAAUGCCAACCGUUAGGUGGUAAACUUUUAUCAUGGAGGACUUGGCGGCGACAUCAAAAAAAUAAUUAUUCUCACCAUACGUUUUCCAAGCAGACUCUAUCUAAUUCAGCUUCUUCAGCAAAUAAAAAGCCUAUAAGACCUAACACACAGAGUAAUUACUCGGAUAAAUGGAAAAAUAAAACAGAUUAUGUUGACAAUGAGAAUGCUAUGGAUUAUUUUGAUGAGAUUGAAAUGAAUGAUUUUGACGAGAAUGAAAUGGAUAAUUUUGACAUUGCACUGUCAGAGUCAUCUUCACAUACGGAAAUGGCAGAAAAUGUUACACAGUUACAAGAAUGUAGUAAGGAUAAUUUUGAUCGAAGUGAACACGAUCAAAGUGAAGAUGGUAAUUCCAAUCAAAGCGAAGAUUGUAAUUCCGAUCAAAACGAACACGAUAUUGAACAAGACAUUGAAGAAGAAACUGACGUUGAAGAUGAAACUGAUGAAGUGUAUAAUACAAUUAUAUCAUCGUCACCAUUAUUAAAUGUUAAUUAUUCGGAUCCGUGUGGUAUUAUUCUGGAACCAUCAUACAACCCUCGAUCAUUUAUGAUUACCAAAACUGGAAUUAUAACUUUAAUUAUCUUCUUUUAUCAAGUUUUAACAUAUUUAGACAUUUUUCAAUUUCAAAAUUUUCCACGAAGCCAACAUUAUGUAGAAAAACUUAUUGCACAACCGACAAAUGAAUCUAAUGAAAAAUUAAUGUAUUCACCAUUUAAACGACAAGUUGAAAAAGGAGUAUUAGGUGAUAUCUACGACGGGAAAGUUUGGAAAGAAUUUUUAGAUGAACGAGGACAACCUUUUUUUGUAGGAAAUAGUACUGUUGUUCGAAUUGGAUUAGCUUUUAACCUUGACUGGUACACUCCAUAUAGUCAUGUUAAACGAAGUUGUGCACCAAUAUACUUGACAAUUCUUAAUUUUCCAAAGCAUAUAAGAUAUCAAAGUGAAAAUCUCAUUCUCGUCGGCAUUAUACCUGGCCCAGAGGAACCAAAUACAAAUUAA
Dentiscutata heterogama is the source of this 1056-nucleotide messenger RNA. The record is from the annotation of a GenBank genome assembly. Lineage: Eukaryota; Fungi; Glomeromycota; Glomeromycetes; Diversisporales; Gigasporaceae.